AUGCCCGACGAAGACGACUUCAUGAUGGCCAUCGACUCGGACUCCGACAUGGAGGAGAUGGGCCUGAGAAGUAAGAAGGGCAAAGGCAAGGCGGCGGACAAAAAACGCGACAAGGGCAAGGCGAAGGAGAAGGCAGAGACACUCGCAUACACUUGGGAAGCAUCGUAUACGCGUUCGUGGGACACGGUACAGGAGGAUGAGUCUGGCAGCUUGCAGGGUGCUGUUGAGGAUUGGGUCGUCCGGGCGCGUCGGAAACGCCUACAAGCCCCCUCUACUGCGAUUCGGCGCACGAUCAUCCGACACUUGGUGUUACUCCUCGAUCUGUCGAGCGCGAUGCUCGACCGAGAUAUGCGCCCGACUCGCUUCGACCUCAUGCUGCAAUAUGCGCGUGAAUUUGUGGUUGAAUGGUUUGACCAGAACCCGCUCGGACAGAUCGGUGUCGUUGGCAUGCGAUCCGGGAUUGGCGAGCGAAUAUGCGAGAUGACUGGCAACCCGCAGGACGUGUUGAAGUCCAUUUCUGAGCGUCAUCGUCUCGAACCGCAGGGGGAACCAAGCUUACAGAACGCGAUUGAGAUGGCGCGUAGCUCGAUGAGCCACCUCCCUACCCACUCCUCCCGCGAAAUCCUCCUCAUCUUCGGCUCCCUCACAACAUGCGACCCCGGCGACAUCCACGACACCCUCGACACCUGCGUCCGCCAAAAAAUCCGCGUCUCCGUCGUCGCGCUUGCCGCCGAAAUGAAGAUCUGCCGUGAGUUCUGCGACAAGACGGGCGGACAAUUUGGCGUCGCGCUCAACGAGGGCCACUUCCGCGACAUCCUCUUCGAGCUUGUUCCACCGCCGGCCCAGCGCGCCCUGGGAGGUGCUGGUAUGGGCGCCCCAGGGAAAGCGACCGCCGCCUCCGGCCCCUCCGCCGACCUGAUGAUGAUGGGCUUCCCGACACGCCUACCGGACACGACGCCACCGAGCCUGUGCGCCUGCCACGGCGAGCUGCGCAGCGCGGGCUUCCUGUGCCCGCGGUGCCAGAGCAAGGUGUGCGACGUGCCGACGGACUGCGAUGUGUGCGGGCUCAUGAUCGUGAGCUCGCCCCAUUUGGCGAGGAGCUAUCAUCAUUUGUUCCCGGUUAGGCCGUAUGCGGCGAUCCAGGCGGCGGAGGUGGCGGGCGCGGCGAACGGGGCUGCGGGGGCGGGGGCGAAGACGACGUGCCAUGCGUGCGCAAGGGCAUUUCCGACGACGCCGGCUGCGAAUGUGAGCGAGGGUAUGAGUCCGGUGGGGAGGUAUCGAUGUCCGGAGUGUCACUUCGAUUUCUGCUCGGAGUGCGAUGUGUUUAUACAUGAUGUUGUGCAUGCGUGUCCGGGGUGUGGUAGAUAG
This is a messenger RNA of Schizophyllum commune H4-8, 1368 nucleotides long. RefSeq names its product TFIIH basal transcription factor complex, subunit SSL1. Gene Ontology annotation, biological process: nucleotide-excision repair; regulation of transcription by RNA polymerase II; DNA-templated transcription. Gene Ontology annotation, molecular function: zinc ion binding. NCBI's taxonomy places the organism in Eukaryota, Fungi, Basidiomycota, Agaricomycetes, Agaricales, Schizophyllaceae. The coding region runs from base 1 to 1368 and encodes 455 amino acids. The record is from RefSeq and is a predicted model, not a curated record. Gene Ontology annotation, cellular component: transcription factor TFIIH core complex; transcription factor TFIIH holo complex. The transcript is spliced from 5 exons.